Molecule: messenger RNA, 4969 nt
Organism: Myripristis murdjan (pinecone soldierfish)
Lineage: Eukaryota; Metazoa; Chordata; Actinopteri; Holocentriformes; Holocentridae
Product: vasorin-like
Exons: 2
Coding region: 239-2326 (695 amino acids)
Molecular function (GO): protein binding
Source: RefSeq, a predicted model, not a curated record
UCGGGACCGGCGGACCUCGGUCUCCCAGCUUUGACAGACGGGGCGGAGUGAUCGCUUUGCACUGAUACACCUUUAUGCCUACCUGCGAAAAGCAUUCUUAUCAAAUAUUGGACUUUGUCUUACGCGUCACACCAGCAAAGGAUUUAAAGAAAUAAAGUCAAAUUUGGAUAAGAGGUGCCAGAGCGCAUUCCGCCGGACUUCAGUUCACUUGCGCAAGAGUUUCAGGCCUGACACCACCAUGCUGCCCUUCCUCCUCCUCUUCCUCCUCUCAUGUGGUCGGGUGUCUUCCAGUGACUGCCCGGCAGACUGCUCCUGCCAGGGCCAGGAGCAGGCAAUUUUCUGUAUCCAGCGGCGUUCCAGCACUGUGCCUCGUGUCCCUGCUUCAACCAAAAACCUCUACAUCUUCCAGAAUGGCAUCAACACCCUAACCCAGGACAACUUCAGAGGCUUGGUAGAGCUGGAGAUGCUUGACCUCAGCCAGAAUGAGCUGACAGAAGUUCCAGACAGCGUGUUUGAGACACUGUCAGUGCUGAAGAACUUGGACCUGUCUUCUAACUUCAUCACCCAUAUUUCAAAGGACAGUUUUUAUGGGCUUGUCCAGCUGGAGAGGUUAUAUCUCCAUGCCAACCGUAUCCAAAGUAUCCAGUUGGAAGCUUUUGAAGGUUUAGAAAUGCUGCUGGAACUCAAGCUCCAGGGUAACCAGCUCACCUCGUUGCCAUCCCUCAACCUCCCCAGCCUUCUGCUUCUAGAUAUCAGCCAAAACAAUAUCCCAACCCUGGGACCCUCAGACCUCCAGACCCCCCACCUGGAGGCCCUUAAAGUAUCCUCUUUGGGGCUCACCUCCCUAGAUGAGGAUUUGAUGGCCUCCCUGGGGAACCUUCAUGACCUUGACAUCUCCCUAAACCAACUAGUGGAGGUGCCCCCGGCCCUGAAGCAGGAAUCCCUGAAGGGGCUGAUCAAGCUUAGCCUGGCUGCCAAUCCCCUUGGUGAGCUCAGGGCCGAGGACUUUCAGAGGCUGACUGCACUCCAAGAGCUGGACCUGAGUGGACUUAACCUCCAGGGAUUCCCCCAGGGUUUCUUACAGAUUUUUCCCAGGUUGGGGCACCUGACAGCAGCUGAGAAUCCAUUCAACUGCUUGUGCCCACUGGCCUGGUUCCCUUCCUGGCUGAAAGAGAAGAAUGUCAAUCUUGGGAGGCCUGAGGAAACUAGAUGCCACUUCCCCCCAGUUAAUUCUGGGAAGAUGCUUGCCGAGCUGGAACACAAGGAUUUUGGGUGUCCACCUACGACAACGGUGUUGAUUAGCUCUAAAAUGGAGAGUACUCCUAUGCCCAAGAUGCCCACCACUUCCCCAGAAACCACCCAUACCAAUGCUAUUCCCCCUCCCCCAACCAGUGAAGAGCCCUUCUUUUCAGCUACGCCAGAAUCCCCUACCUCCAACAUCUGUCCACCAAACAUCUGCCUGAAUGGGGGCACCUGUCGUUUUGACCCAAUGGACCCCCUGGGCCAACUAGGCUGCUUGUGUCCCCCAGCAACCUCUGGCCUCUACUGCGAAAAUGUUGACGAAGUCACUGAACUGCCAAAACCCUUGGUAACAGAAGGCUCUGUGAUUGCAACAGUUAUGCCCUCUGAACUUGAUGCAAUCAGCUCACGACAGGUGACCUCUACAUCUAUUCUUCUCGACUUGCACCGUUUCAUUGAGACAAGGCCACACAUCCGCGGAAUCAGGCUGACCUAUCGAAACCUCUCAGGUCCUGACCGCCGUCCAAUGAUCCUAAGUUUGCCGGCAUCCUAUCCAGAGUACACCUUGCGUGGCCUGAGGCCCAACUGUACCUACUCAGUCUGUGCCAGUCCCCUGGGUGAGAGAGUCAAUUCCAGGGCUAAUAGCUCUGUUGAAACCGGGUCGUGUACGGAGGCGCGCACUGCAGGCGUCCAGACCACAUCCCCAGAGCCCAGGGUGGAGCCGCCUAGCACACUGACCUACACUCUCAUCCCUGCCCUGGCUGCCCUGGCCCUGGUGCUAGGGGUGGCUGUGGUGGUUGGAACAGUCAUCUGUCUGCGGAAGAGGAGAAGGGCCAAGGCUGGAAUGGAGCUGGAGCUUGGCCCAGCUGACCCAGAUCCAAUGGAGCUGGAGGGGGUCAAGACCUGUCCAGAGAAUGGGGGAAAUGGUACUUUACCCCACAAACAGCCAGAGAUCAACCGUUGUCACACUCCUCAGCUGUCCCCAAGUUUGCAACAAAAUGGGGGUUUGGAAUACGAGGUUCCCUUAAUGCAAGGACAUUGUCCAUCGAACAACAAUGUAGCAGCCUUGAAACCCUCUUAUUUCUAAGAUCCAUACAAUGCAAUGACUUUAAAAGAUAUAGGACAAAUAUGGAGCCUGACCAGUUAGGCUCAUGGAAUCUUCCUGUUGCUCUCUUGGUGGUUAAAGAGUUUCAUUCCGAAAUGAGAUAUUCACCGUUUGAAAAAAAGGCACUUAACUAAUCUUUUGUUGUCUAACUGAUAACACUACAGAUUGGAUCCUCUGUAUUUUAGAGAUACUGAUUGAUGAACUUAAGAUUUUUUGGAUGGUUAUAUAACGUACUGGUGAUGAGCUCCUCAGUCAAGAAACCACUGUGGAUUUUGAAGUCAUCUAGCAAAGUUUGAUGGUGGUAAAACCUAACCAAGUGUUUAAACAAGUGCAAUCACCUACAAGGGUCUUAGUAGCAGACUGAAAACGGAAGUGCCUUUUUGCAUUGACAUGACUGUAAUUUUUGGCUUAUUUUUUAAUUUGCUUUGUUUAUGUAAAAGGAGCUGUAUUUGAAUGAGCUGCAAUCAUGUUGCUGGAUUUGGGAGAUACAGUAUGGAGAUGUGUCCCCGUGUUCGGGCUACAAAACUGGAGACAAUGACAGUACAAUAUACAUGAAAACGAUGCAGAUGUGGACUCACCUGGACCACACUAUCUGGGGCAAAAUGGGUUUUCAUGGGAAAACAAUAAACUUGCACUGAAAAGUGAUAUUCCUUCCCAGUGUCCCCAUGAGGAACUGCUACCAGUCUGUUAUUCACAUAAGGAAAUGCAAUAACACAAAAUUUUAUAAAAUCACUUUGUAAAGCUAGUAAAUGGGUGACGACCAUAAGCACUCCUUGACUUGCGUGACUCCAGAUUUGCUUUUUAAACAUCAUCUAGUUCAAAACAGAACUAGAAGGCUCUUUGCAUCAGAAUUCGAUUCUUCAGUGCCAACAGGUCUACCAUUAUUCUCUCCACACACCCAAAGCUGUUGUCUCCAUGAGAGAUAAAUUUGCUGUGAAAGAUAAAUGGACUUAAUGAAGAGACAUUGAGAAUGGACUGAUUUUGGCCUGCGUAGCUUUGUGCUGUGAUACUAUGCGAAGGCUGUUUUGAGUAGCUGAUAUCAUGAUAUUCUGUUUUUGUAUUUUUUUUUUCUAUUUUUUUAACAUGCAUUUUGCUGUUGCUGUUUCUUCAGUAUUGCUCUUGUGACUAAUGUGAAUUUGUUAUGAACUGUGUGCCCCCUUUUAAAGCAUCAUUUUAUAUUUACAUUUUAGGUUGCAUCAGUUAAAACUGCAGAGCAACUUACAACUAGUGCUUAAGUAAAUAACCUUAAGUCCCUAAAUCACCAAAAGUGUAAGCAACAAAAAGAAAAGAUUAACCCUAAGUCGUCUUUAGAACAUGACCAGAAUACUUUGCCACAAGUUUUUCCCAAACAUGUUUGAAGAGCUCACCAAGUGAAUGUGACUGAAUGCGUGUCGAGUGCAUGGACCCUAAACUGCCAGACACUUCGGUCUCUCUGCCAGGUCUGCCAACACUACAUAAGGAUAUGGUUAAGACAAACCUCAGACUGUUUUUGACCACUUAAACUCCCAAAACUGUGUUCAAAGCCCAUUUGCCACAAAGCCCGCUCCUAUAAAGCAACACACACGUGCCGAGAAUUGAAAGCGAGUUCAAAGAGUUUUGUGGCAAUUUGCUCUAAGUGUCACUGACUUGCAGGCAGUCAUUUCCUCCAGGCGCUACUGACCGUAACGUCUCUGAGAUAUGGCUGCAGAUCCCCAGGAGAUUUUUGUUCUCUCACUUUCUCUCUGGCCUUCUCUCUCUCUCUCUCUCUCUCUCUCUCUCUUGUUUCUCCACUCCAUCCAUCCAGUGUGUGUUGGUAAACAAUGAUUAUCGGCUUGUGUGUUUGGAGACGGUUUUGCUUGUUUACUGCCAGCCAGGCAGUGAAAAGCACUGACUAAAUGCACCAUUCUGAUGUAUUUAUUCUGUCUUCCUGUCUGGGGCUGGGAACGCCAUGGCUUUUAACUGUUACUUUUUGCCUCCUUGUCUUUAUUUUUACCUUUCUGCUCCUUGAGAAACAGAAUCUUCAGUCUCAGAGUAUAAUAAAUGUACGGCAGUUUGCCUUGGCAGCAUUGGAGCAGAAGCUAACUGAGAACUUUGAGAGUUUCAUGUUACAUGCUGAAAUGCAUGAAAAUGCUAUUUCUAGAACAACAAACCCCCAACAGACCAUUGCAUAUUGUGCAUUCCAAAAUAAAAAUGAAGAAAGCUGUAAUGGAAUGGAAUUUAUCUGCAAUGCAAUAUCCAUUUAGACAUUUACCUCACCAAUUUAAAGAGUAUCUUCCAUAACUCGACUGUGUGUGUACGUGUGUAUGUGUGUAUGUGUGUAUGUGUGUGUGCUUUGUUUCACAUCUAAAGUGCAUUGUCUCCUUUCUAAUUGAGUCCAUGCACUAUACCCCAACACUGUCCAAAAUCAACUGACCAUCCUCCUCGCUGGCUUCACUGCUCCUUCACUCUGUCAAUACUCCAAUAUAAACACAGACACAGAUGCUCAUAUAUCUGCUCUCCCCUAAUAUAUCAACUGGAAGACAUCCUGUAUUGCUUUAGACCGAGAAAGGGGACAGGAAAUGUUUGAAAUACUUUCAUCAUGCACGUUACAGUACCUUCCCUGUUUUUUUUUUUUUUUCUUAUUUGUCUUUUUUUGUCUUUCGUUUG